Messenger RNA from Pantherophis guttatus, 4359 nucleotides. RefSeq names its product tec protein tyrosine kinase (gene TEC). The record is from RefSeq and is a predicted model, not a curated record. Gene Ontology annotation, biological process: intracellular signal transduction; protein phosphorylation. Gene Ontology annotation, molecular function: ATP binding; protein binding; protein tyrosine kinase activity. NCBI's taxonomy places the organism in Eukaryota, Metazoa, Chordata, Lepidosauria, Squamata, Colubridae.
CGCAGAGUUGCUUAUUCAAUUGUGAACCUCUGAUGCUGGGGUGGCUCAGGCACCAAUGGAGGAGAAAAAGAAUAAGGAGAAAGAGUUGGCUCUUCAAUGGCCGGAGAAAGAACGAGGAAGGGGUUGAAAUGAAUAUGAAUGCUAUCCUAGAAGAGAUUCUGAUUAAAAGGUCUCAACAAAAGAAAAGGACAUCGCCUUUAAAUUACAAAGAGAGGCUCUUUGUGCUCACAAAAUCCAUGCUAGCCUAUUACGAAGGUCGUCCAGAGAAAAAGUACAGAAAAGGAUCGGUUGACAUUUCCAAAAUCAAAUGUGUUGAGACGGUGAAGAAUGAGGAUAUUGUUAUACCUUGUCAAAAUAAAUAUCCAUUUCAGGUUGUCUACGAUAGUAGCACCCUUUAUAUUUUUGCCCCCACUGCCUAUAGUAGGGAUCAGUGGGUGAGAAAUUUAAAAGAAGAAAUAAAGAGUAAUAAUAAUAUAAUGGUUAAGUAUCAUCCUAAAUUCUGGACAGAUGGAAUCUAUCAAUGUUGCCGGCAGACUGAAAAAAUGGCACCUGGCUGUGAAAAGUAUAAUCUCUUUGAAAAUGGAAUUAAAGCUCUACCUUCAUCAAUGACAGAUAAACAUAAGUUUCAGAGAAGGCCCCCACCUCCUGUUCCUCUAGAAGAAGAAGAGGAAGAAGAAGAAAUGGUAAUAGCUAUGUAUGACUUUGAGCCCACGGAAGUUCAUGAUUUGAGAUUAGAAAGAGGUCAAGAAUAUAUCAUAAUUGAAAAAAACGACAUCCAUUGGUGGAAAGCAAAAGAUAAAUACGGAAACCAAGGCUAUAUUCCAAGCAAUUACGUAACAGGAAAGAAGUCCAACAGUCUGGAGCAGUAUGAGUGGUACUGCAGAAAUCUGAACAGAAGUCAGGCGGAGCAACUUCUCAGAAAUGAGGAUAAAGAAGGGGGGUUUAUGGUGAGGGACUCCAGUCAACCAGGUUUAUAUACAGUAUCGCUUUAUGCAAAAUUUGGAGGAGAAGGCCUAUCUGGCAUAAGACACUACCAUAUAAAAGAAACAAUGACAUCACAGAAGCAAUAUUAUUUGGCGGAAAAGCAUCUGUUUGACUCUAUUCCAGAGUUAAUUGACUACCAUAAACACAACUCUGCAGGGCUUGUGACGAGGCUACGAUACCCAGUGACUCCAAAAGUGAAACCUUCACCAACUACUGCUGGAUUCAGCUACGAGAAAUGGGAAAUCAAUCCUGCAGAACUCACCUUUAUGCGAGAACUGGGCAGUGGUCUCUUUGGGGUAGUGCGGCUGGGCAAAUGGAGAGCCCAGUACAAAGUAGCCAUUAAGGCCAUCCGAGAAGGUGCCAUGUACGAAGAGGACUUUAUAGAAGAAGCUAAAGUGAUGAUGAAGUUGACCCAUCCGAAAUUAGUCCAGCUAUAUGGUGUUUGUACUCAGCAGAGACCUAUCUACAUAGUGACGGAGUUCAUGGAACAUGGUUGCCUUCUAAAUUAUCUUCGCCAAAGACGUGGACACUUCACUAAAGAUAACCUGCUGACUAUGUGUCAGGAUGUCUCUGAAGGAAUGGAAUAUCUGGAGAAAAAUAGCUUCAUUCACAGAGAUUUGGCUGCUAGAAACUGCUUAGUGAAUGAGUCGGGAGUGGUGAAGGUGUCUGAUUUUGGAAUGACAAGGUAUGUUCUUGAUGAUCAGUACACUAGCUCUUCAGGCGCUAAAUUUCCUGUGAAGUGGUGUCCGCCUGAAGUUUUCAAUUACAGCCGAUUCAGUAGCAAGUCUGACGUUUGGUCUUUUGGAGUUCUCAUGUGGGAAGUGUUUACAGAAGGGAAGAUGCCCUUUGAGACAAACACAAACUAUGAAGUGGUCACUAUGAUUACCCAAGGACAUCGGCUAUUUCGACCCAAGCUGGCUUCUAAGAAUAUUUUUGACUUGAUGGUAAUGUGCUGGCAUGAGAAACCAGAAGGACGUCCUACGUUUCAGGAUCUCCUGCAUAUGAUUGAAUGUAUAGCUGAAGACUCUUCGUCCUGACUAUAACCUUGGCAGGUGCAAGAAUUCACAAUAAGGACAUAACCAUUUCGGAGAUGCUGCUGGAUUCUUCCCAGAGACACAAUCCCGGAUGCUGCUUAGAAGGAAGACAAGGCAGUUGUGCAUAUUGCUCCUUUCUCUCUGGAAGAAGUUUUAUCAGCCUAUUUAAAGUCCAUUUGACUAUUCAAACAAUAUUGUUAUCAAGCGGACCACAGUGUGGUUUUCCCGAGGGGGAGAAAUGCCCAUUUGUAGCAGGAUAAAGCUACCGUACAACGUAACCCAAAUUCAGCACAAGCUUUUUAUAAGUCAGCCGUUGACUUGAAAGAACACUAUUUAAAGUGAUUGUCGUUUAUCGUCUUGCCCAUUGAAUGAGCCCUCCAGAUGUGUUUGGCCACAUCUCCUGUUCCAGCCAGCAGAGCUUCGGGUACACUGGGUUGGUCAUGGCUGCUGGUGAAUGUAGAGGUUAUAGGUAGAUGGAGAACUGAGGCCAUGAGUCUCCUACAGAACUUUAUAUACAAGACCUCAGUGGCUUGUCAGGAAAAUAUGGACAAAGAGAAAGAAGUACAGAAGUACCAGAUCUCCUUGACUAGAAGCUGCUCAAAGACCCCACCAGGCCCGAAACAGAUGUUAGGAAGAAGAUUAUCAAAAGACUUUCCAGUACUUGUGACUUGUUUAAGCAGUCACUAAUGAAAAAAAAAAUACCCUUUUGGUUUGAUUUGCUAUAUCCGUGAUGGCGAACCUAUGGCACGCGUGCCACAUGGAACCGCGUGCCACAUGGAACCAUGUGUUGCCCUAGCUCAGCUCCGGCCCGCACCGGCCAGCUGCUUUUCAGGCCUUCCAGGCCCACCAGAAGUCAGGAAACAGGCGGUUUCCAGCCUCCGGAGGGCCUCCAGGGGGGUGGGGAAGGCCCGUUUUUCGCUUUUCCCAGGUUCCUAGAAAGCCUCUGGAGCCUGGGAAGGGCGAAAAAUGGGCCUACUGGGCCCACUGUGCCAUCGUGUGCCAAAAGCGGGGAGAAAAGAAAAAUAUUAUUAAAGCCUCUUUAAAAUGUUUCAAUUUCUAGAAACCAGAAGGGCUCUUAUGAAACACGGCAUUCAUCAUAAAUGUAUUCUAAAUACCAUUUAUGGAUUGUAAAUAUGCAGCGCACAUAGGUUUUCGUAUGAAGGGAGAACGUAGUAUGUCCCUCACUAUUUAAAAGCACAACAUAUCAAUACUUUAUCAUAUGCUGCAUGUUCAGUUUGGCAUUCAGCAAAAAAGAGAACAAGCUCCCAACUUUAUUACAAACUGGAAAGGUUGGGUUUUUUUUUUUUAUCGGAUUAUUAUUUUGCUUUUACCAACUGCAAAGCAUGCUAUAUUGCCAGGGAAAUAAUGCAUAGCAAAACGUGUCUAAUAAAUGUUACUUCAUAUAAUCAAUAUGAAGUUGUGAUGAAAGGUUGAAUCACUGGUUUUCGUUUUUGGGUGGGCCUGUGGGGCAAAAUUAAACCUUCGCACUCAUUAUUAUUUUGAAUAUUUUUAUUUUUAUUUCUCAUAAACAUGUCUUAAAUGUACAGUCUUUUAUCCAUUGUUAAUCAUACAUAAUCUUUUAACUUUCAUAUUAGUUCAUUCUUCAUCCUAAAAAAUUUGAGUAUACUCGGGGUUGCUCUUGUACCAUUCCUACGCACAGUCACUCAAGCACUCGUCACUUCUCGUCUGGACUAUUGUAACGCUCUCUACAUGGGGCUCCCCUUGGGGUGCACCCGGAGGCUCCAACUGGUGCAGAAUGCGGCCGUGCGGGGGAUUAUGGGAGCGACAGGGCGCUCCCAUGUGACUCGUCUCCUGCGCGAGCUGCAUUGGCUUCCGGUGGACUUCCGGGUGCGCUUCAAGGUGUUGGUGAUCACCUUUAAAGCGCUCCAUGGCUUAGGGCCGGGGUACUUACGGGACCGUCUUCUGCCACCAAUUGCCUCCCACCGGCCAGUUCACUCCCACAGAGAGGGCCUCCUCAGGGUGCUGUCGGCCAGACAAUGUCGGCUGGUGACCCCCAGGGGGGGAGCCUUCUCUGUGGUGGCACCUACUCUCUGGAACAAUCUACCCCAGAGAUACGAGUGAUCCCAGACCUCCGGACUUUUCGUCGGGCCCUUAAAACCUACUUCUUUCAGUUAGCCGGGCUGUCCUGAUUUUAUGAUGGGUUUUUAAAAUUUGAAAUUGGUUUUAAAUUGAAAUGUUUUAAAUUAUGGGCCAAAUUAUUUAAUUAUUUUAAAUCUAUUUUAACUUUUGUGUAUAAAGUGUUUUACUUGGCUGUUCACCGCCCUGAGUCUGAAAGGAGAAGGGCGGUAUAGAAAUCUGAAAAAUAAAUAAAUAAAAUAAA